AAGGGGAGGGAGGAACGGAGGAGAGGCGGGACCUGGGCGUGCCGCUGAGUCGUGCGUACGCGGCGGCGGCGGCGCGCUACGCCUGCGCUCGCGCAUGCGCCGUGUGCGAUAUCGCGUCCUCCCGGGAGCGGCAGUAGCGGCGGAGAAGCCGGAGAGGGGGCUCAGGAGCCCAAGCGGGGCCGAGGCCCGGGCAGGAGCGGAUCGGGCCGGGGCCAUGGCCGAGGCGUCUCCACAGCCCGAGUCCGGCCCGUCCGCCCGCAGGCGGCAUGAGGGAAGAGGCCGAGGGAGCCGGGGCCGAGCCCGGCGACUUCGUGCAACUGAAGGUACCCAUCGUGCAGCAGCUGUACCACUGGGACUGCGGGCUGGCCUGCUCCCGGAUGGUGCUCAGGUACUUGAAGCUCCUGGAGGACGAUGCGGCGUUUGAGCAGGCGCUGCAGGAGCUGCAGCUCACCCGGAGCAUCUGGACUAUCGACCUGGCCUACCUGAUGCGCCACUUCGGGGCCCGCCACCGCUUCUGCACGCGGACACUGGGCGUGGACAAGGGCUACCGGAACCAGUCCUUCUACAGGAGACACUUUGACGCCGAGGAGAGCCGGGUGAACCAGCUGUUCGCACGGGCCGCGUCCUGCAAGGUGCUGGUGGAGAAGUGCACGGUGACCGUCCGGGACAUCCAGGAGCACCUGGCCCAGGGACACGUGGCCAUCGUCCUGGUCAACGCGGUCCUGCUCCUGUGUGACCUGUGCUCCAGCCCCGUCAAGUACUGCUGCUUCCUCCCCAUCGGCCAGAAGUGCUUCUGCAGGGGCCCCGACUACCAGGGCCACUUCAUCGUGCUGUGCGGCUACAACCGGGCCUCCGAGAGCAUCUUCUACAACAACCCGGCCUACGCAGACCGCAUGUGCAGCACCAGCGUGACCAACUUUGAGGAAGCCAGGACCAGUUACGGUACGGACGAGGACAUCCUCUUUGUGUACUCCGACAGCUGACCUCGGGCCCGGCCGCCCCCUCCCGGCUGCUGCUGCGCCCUCAGACGCCAGGUGGACGGGGAGCUUCGCGCCUGCACCCCCAGCCGACCUCAGUGGCCAGCCCGGCCCUCCGCCCUCCUCUCCCCCAGUCCGUUGGGUACUGGGGGAGAAGCCCAAGCAGGCGGGGCAUCAUCCUGGCCACCUGGCGCGGCACGUGGGCGGGUUCUGUCAGGAGAGGAGGGCCCGGCCCCCAGCCUUUGGUGGGGACGGCCACGUUCUGCCGUCUUUGCCUUGUUUCCAUCAGGGAGGAGGUCCUCGGGACCCCCGCUCCACCGUGCCUGGUCUUGGGGCCGCCUCCAGGAGAGGCUGCCCUUCCCCCUCCCCAGUACACACACUGGAAGUCUUGAGACAGAGGCCACCCGGCCGCCCAAACCAGCAAAUGGAGAAGGGAGAGGGGAGACCGCUGCCCCAGGUUUCCCCACUGCUGCAGUGGCCCCCGCUCCUCCGGUGUCCCCGGCUAGGGCCCCUUGGAGGGCCUGACAAACCUCUGUAGGAGAUAGAGACGGGCAGCCUUUCCCUCCCGCUGGCGGCUUCGGGGCCUCCUUGCCCAGAGGGGACUCGGGUUGCUGAUGCAGACGGGAAAGCCGAGCUCUGACGGGCCCCUUCAGGGAGUUGUGCCCCCGGCCCCCCUCAGUCGCGCCCCCAGGGCAUCUGCCUUUUUCCUCGCCUGGGUCCUUGCCGAGCUGCAGAGGCCUUUGUUGCCAGGAUGUGGCCAAGAAGCCAGUGAGGCUGCUGUCCCCCGCCAUGGCAUCCCAACAUGGUAGCUCCCGGGGACCAGGGGCACAGCUCGGGGGGUGCUGGGCCUCCACCACCACAGCCUGGGCUGCGGGCAGCAGCUGCCCAUCAGGGAAUGUGGGCAUGGGGGGCCAGGCAAGGCUGAAGCUCCAGAGCAUCCAGGCGGUCGCUUCUCGGCCCCCAGACACCACUGGGCCCACGGGUUCGCUCUUCCUGGUCCCGGGCCAGCCGAGCGGCGAUCUCCCUGUUGGAGGUCUCAAUGCUGGUCAGUGGGACAAAGGGGGAGCCUCUCCCCAGCCGCGAGCAGGGCGGUGGGCCGCAGGAGGGUUCCUCAGGCUGGGCAGGGCACCCCCCUCGUGGGUACGGGGACAGAACAGGAGACAGCUGAUCGAGGUGGGCUGAGGGAGACGAGCUCGGAGCCGGCCAGGUGGAGGCUGGGAGUCCUGCCAGGGAAAUGGUGGCCGGGGCCUGGAGCAAGCUGCCCACGGGGGUGCCUUUGUCCUGCCCUCCAGAGCUGGGGGCCUGGAGAGAUCUGGAAGCCUGCGGGUGGGCGACCCUGGAGCCCUCGGGCCUUGUUGGAGCUGCCUCUGCCCCGGCCGUUUGCUGCUCGCCCCGGUUUUGCUUCCUCCGACCACAGGAAAGGGAUAUUUUACAUGCAGAGAAAUUUUAUACAUAAAUAUAUUUUGUUUGUAAUGAGCCACUCAAUAAAAACCACUGAUCUCUAUUAAAGCAAA
Molecule: messenger RNA, 2491 nt
Organism: Antechinus flavipes (yellow-footed antechinus)
Lineage: Eukaryota; Metazoa; Chordata; Mammalia; Dasyuromorphia; Dasyuridae
Gene: GUCD1
Product: guanylyl cyclase domain containing 1
Exons: 6
Coding region: 267-983 (238 amino acids)
Source: RefSeq, a predicted model, not a curated record